Molecule: messenger RNA, 1505 nt
Organism: Bradysia coprophila
Lineage: Eukaryota; Metazoa; Arthropoda; Insecta; Diptera; Sciaridae
Source: RefSeq, a predicted model, not a curated record
CAGCAUGCGAGUUUAAUUAACGAUAUAAAUAGAGAAGAUAAUGCACUUCUCAUCGUUACAUUGUAGAAAUUAUCAAACCGAUUGAUAAUUUGCGUUAAGUAUCUGUUAUCGUUCGCCGGGUAGUGCAGAAAUGGAUAAUCAAAUAAAAUUCAUUGAAAAUUACGUUUUCCCCAAAAUUAUUGCCGAAAAUAAUGUUCUGAAUGAUUUGAAAUUUAUUAGAGCCGAUAUAAGUAGAGGCAGUUCAAUUGACGGUUUCAUGGGAAACAUAAUUUUCGCAAGCUUGGUGUUCGAAACGAAAGAUCGCAAGAAUGUGGAGAAGAAGGUUGUCGUGAAACUAAUGAAACCACCUUCACAUGUACGAAUGACUAUGAAUGCAGAUUAUCAGUUUAUCAAUGAAGUGUUUAUAUAUGAAACGGUCAUCCCAACGUUUCUGGAAAAAUUUCAAUCAAAAUUUAAAACUAUCGAAAAAUCUCUUUGGUGCCCGCAAACAUAUUUAGCAGAGUCCGGCCAAUAUCCAGCCCUAAGUGAUACCACGGAAAGCAUAUUGGUGAUGGAGGAUCUAACCGAAAAAGGUUUUACCUUGGGACCUCGCAUUAAUUUGACCGUCGAAGAGUUGACAUUAAUGACCGAAGCGAUUGCACAAUUCCAUGCUUGUACCUAUGCGUUACGUAUUAAUAACGACCCAGAUCUUGAACGGUUGAUUAACGGUCUAGUUCCAUUUAAAUUUCCAAAUAAAGCCAAUCCGCAUACGUUAUAUGUACCGCUAUAUACUAACGCUUUGGAGAGAAUCUGGUCAUAUUUCGACAAUAAUCCUAAGGAAAUUGACAAUGAAAUAUUCGGAAGAAAUUUGAAUAUUUUGCGAACAAAAUACAGCAAUGAUCCAAUGUCAUUGAUGAAUCGAUUCUUGCGAUCGGACAAUGAUUUUAGCGUCAUUUUGCAUGGAGACUACAACCGAAAUAAUGUUCUAUUCAAGUACGAACAGAAGACGGCUGUUGAUCUACGCUUUAUUGACUUUCAGGAGGUGAAAUAUGGUUCGCCAGCCAUAGACCUGUCGUUUUUCAUGUACAUAAAUAUACAUCCGAGUCUGUUUGAGAAUGGAUUAAACGAAACGUUGUUAAAUCGGUAUCAUGACAAGUUGAUUGCAUCGUUGUGUGAAUUACUUGAUUGUAAACCGGGUGACGCUAGAUUAACUGCAUAUUGCUGGGACGAUUUCUACAAACAUUUUAAACAAUUCGCUUUUUACGGUGCCAUGGUAGCGGUGAUGUUUGUACCAUGGAUGGCUUGUCCUGAGAAUGAAUGCGCUCAAUUGGCCGAAGAGGUUGAACGAGAUGCGUGUUCGGAAGAGAUGAGACAGCUACAACUUCAUUGCGGUGGCAAUACAGUCGACCAAAGAAUAGUUGCGGUCCUGAGGAAUGCUAGUAAAUUAGGCUACAUGGAUAUGAUAAUCAGAGAUGACUGAACGAUGAUGAUCAUUAUUGCUAAUAUAAUGAAUUAAAAUGGAUUUA